Molecule: messenger RNA, 2172 nt
Organism: Nematostella vectensis (starlet sea anemone)
Lineage: Eukaryota; Metazoa; Cnidaria; Anthozoa; Actiniaria; Edwardsiidae
Product: beta-2 adrenergic receptor
Exons: 3
Coding region: 190-1221 (343 amino acids)
Biological process (GO): G protein-coupled receptor signaling pathway
Cellular component (GO): membrane
Molecular function (GO): neuropeptide Y receptor activity
Source: RefSeq, a predicted model, not a curated record
ACUUGUUGCGGGGCGAGCUUUUAUUUAUGCUGAAUACAUUCUAAUUCCGUCCAAGCUUUGGAGCGAACUCACUUAAAAAUUCGACUGCUUUUAAGACUUCUUCGCGAGCGCGAUUGACGGUAGCGCCUUACCCUUUACUUGAUAUUCAUUCCUAGGAACUUUUAAUAAGAACUCUGUCUAGUCUACACCAUGGAUGAGUCCGGGCACCCGUCAUUACUCAAGUACGAGCGCGAACUCGCCACACGGACCGUGAGCUUAUCAACCUUCGAAUCCGUCUUGUGCUCAAUCUUUAUUCUGGCUGCUCUCUCGGGAAACUCCCUCGUCCUUUGGAUCGUCUACAAGAACCGCAAUCUUCGUACUAUUCCAAACCAAUUCGUGAUCUCUUUGGCACUGGCGGACAUACUUAUGGCGGCAAUCUGCGCCCCUCCUUGCCUCUCCAUACUCAUAGCGGGUACUCGUACCUUCGGUAGCUUCGUUUGCCAGCUUCAAGGUUUCGCUAUAGCUGCACUCGCCUGCGUCUCGUUGCUGACGAUGACUCUUGUCGCCAUCAAUAGGUAUUUCCUGAUCGUGCGCCCACAGACGUACCAGUGGUUAUUCACGCCAAGGAAGACGAAGGCGAUGAUUGUGAUGAUCUGGUUGUUGUCGUGUACGGAGCCGCUACCUUACCUGCUAUCUGGCCACAGGUACGAGUACCAUGCGGGCAAGGUGUUCUGCUUCCAAGUCCUCGAGGUCGACUUCUACACGUUGCUAGGUUACGUCUACGUCGCGCUUCCCGUGGUGGUUCUGACGUCAUGUUAUUACGUCGUGUUCAAGAUAUUACGUCAGCAUCAAGAGAGGAUUCGCAGCCUGAGAAAGUCAAACCGUAGCUCCACCCACCGUGUGUCAGUAGAAGACAUCAAUGUCACGCGCACGCUUUUCAUCACAGUCUGCGGGUUCCUCAUCUGCUGGUUGCCCAUCAGUAUUGUGGACUUUAUCGGUUUCGGUCAGGGGAGCUGGCUGCUUCCUCGCCAAGUCUACCUCAUGUACACCUUCCUCGGUCAGCUCAGCACGACUAUCAACCCUGUCAUCUACGGCGUGAUGAACAAGACGUUCCGUGACGAAUACAAGAGAAUGCUGUGCAGCUUGUCGUGUUGGUGUGGGUGUGGUCGGCGAGGGGAGGCGUCAUUUGAAUCGGAUGACUCCCAGCACGACACUAGACUGAGUCGGUGCUCUAUCAUCUAGUCCUCAUCAUCUAGCUAGGAUUUGCCGGGUUGAGAGGGGAGGGGAGGGGCGAGGGGAGAGGAGAGGAAGCGUCCCUGGAAUCGGAUCACUCCCAGCACGAAACUAGACUGAGUCGGUGCUCUAUCAUCUAGUUCUCGCCGAUAUAGAUGACCAGGCCAGGGGCGUAGCCAGGAUUUUUCCUUUGAAGGAGGUGGCAAAGGGAUUUCUCAAGAAAAUUCGUUUCGAACUUUAAUCUUUAAUCUUUAAUUGACUUUGCCCACGGAGAAAAAAAAAUACACAUACAUAAUACGUUAUACAUGAGAAACAGAACAUAAAUACAUACAAUAACGAAAGGGCAGGGUAUCCGCCACAGCUAGGCCAAUUACGGCGGACCCGACGUGACGUGACGACUAAGACGUAAUAGGUUUAUUAGAUCAGAAAAGGAAGCGGCCCCCUUGGGUACCCCCCCCCCCCCCCUGGCUACGCCCCUACAGGUGUACUGCCAGGGUUUGCAGGGGUGAGAGGGGGGUGUAGGCGCGGGAAGGAGCGUGGAUUACUUUAGAAAGAAAGUUGAGAGGGAAAGUUGAAUAGAAAUGCAGUUUAAAAACACACUACACCUUCAUCUGCUGUAAACCUUCAAAAAUUAAAUAAAAAAGCUGAUAGUUUAUUACUGAAGAUUGUGCACAAAUCCAAAGAUACCGUUUGAUUGGUACUACACUUCUUAUUACGGACAAAAAACAGCUUUAAGGUACAUACCGAUACAAAAGUAAGAAAAAUGUUUUUUAAGGCAAGAAGUUAAUGGGGUUAAAAUAAGAUUUCCCCCUGAUUUCGAAAAUUGUCCGUAUUAAUUACUUACGCAUGCUAAUUGCUAAUAUUAAUAUUUCGUGUAUCUUAUGUUUUCGCGCUAUCGUUAAAGUUAUACUAUCUUGUAGCCUUUGAGAAAAUGUCAUUUAAUAAACAUUUUGUAUGAUA